GGGGCUGUGGCCGCCUUCCCCUCCCUCCCUUCCUUCCUCCUGCGGGGCUGCCAGGAAAAAAACAACAAAACAGAUAAAAUGGAGCCCGUGUUACUGCUAUUCAUAUGUUUCAUACCUAUAUUGGGUCUCAGUAAUGGAACAGAAACUGAACAAGAUUUUACUUGGCACUUAAAGAAGGUUCCCCAGAUCGUGAGUGAAAAAACUUUCUCCCUUGACAGCCCUAAAUUUGAAGCGAAAACCAAAUUAGAGCUGAACAGCGUGUGUGGAAUUGAAUGUCAAAGAAAACUGCCGGUGCCGAGCUUGUCUGACUUGAAGGACCUCUUGUCCUAUGAGACCGUUUUUGAAAACGGGACACGGACCCUGACUGAAGUGAAUGUCCUCGGCCUGGGGCUUGACCCAGCUGGAAACACGACCACCACGCCAAGGUCUUCGAGAAAGAAGAGGCAGAUCUACGGAACGGACAGUAGGUUCAGCAUCUACGACAAGCGGUUCAUGACCAACUUCCCCUUCAACACAGCCGUGAAGAUCUCCACCGGCUGCAGUGGCAUCCUCAUUUCCCCCAGGCACGUGCUGACAGCUGCCCACUGUCUGCACAACGGGAAGGACUAUGUCAAGGGCAGCAAAAGACUGAGGGUGGGCCUGAUGAAGACGAAAUCCAGAGGUGAUGGCAGGAAACGCAAAGGGGCUAAAAGAAGCAGGAGAGAAGUUUCUGCAGCCCAAGAGGAGCCCGAAGGUGCCACAGAACUAAGGCGACGGUCCAGAGGUGGUGGGAGAAAGCAGAGGAGAUCUGGGAGGAAGCAGGAGACCUCAGAUGGCAUGCCUUCCUUCCAGUGGACCAGGGUGAAGAGUACCCACAUCCCCAAAGGCUGGUUUAAGGGUGUUUCUGGGGAUAUCGCCCUGGAUUAUGAUUAUGCUGUUCUUGAGCUCAAGCGUCCCCACAAAAGGAAAUACAUGGAGCUGGGAAUCAGCCCGACAAUCAAAAUGAUGCCUGGGAGCAUGAUCCACUUCUCAGGUUUUGACAAUGACCGAUCUGGGCAGCUGGUCUAUAGGUUUUGUAGCAUUUCUGAUGAGUCCAAUGAUCUCUUCUAUCAGUAUUGCGACGCUGAGCCCGGCUCCACUGGAUCCGGCGUCUAUCUCCGUUUGAAGGAGCCAAACAAGAAGAAAUGGAAGCGCAAGAUCAUUGCUGUCUACUCAGGCCACCAAUGGGUGGACGUCAACGGUGAACAGCAGGAUUAUAAUGUAGCAGUAAGAAUCACUCCUCUCAAAUAUGCCCAGAUUUGCUUCUGGAUACACGGGAACGAUGAGAAUUGCACGCAAGGCUGAAGAGAGCUGCCCCUGACUCACUUAGCACCCCUAUCACCGCGGAGCGAAGGUCUGCCGAAGAUCUGCUGGAAGAACAUCGCUCCACAUCAGGACGUUUUUCCAACUCAAGGCUCCCAAGUAACGUUAGGGUGACUCGAGGAACGCUGAAUUGCUGGGGGAUGGGUAGCAUUGUCAAACAAGGCAUUUCUAAUUCUAAUCAACCCUAGGUAUGCACUUAAAAUCCCCAACUCUAUUUAUGUUUGCAAUUGUGAUAAAUUCAAAUUAUUCAUAUCAGAAAAAAAAAAAAAAAGAAGAAUGACUACACCUGUUUGACUUUUUUUUUUCCAAGGGAAGGAUUGAAACAUCUCAAACCGUUAUUAUUAAACAGUAUCUAUUUUUCCAAUGGAUUUGCUUUUCUCAGGGUUCUGUUCCACUUCUUCAAAUGCAAGUUGUGCGUACAGCGCAUUACUGUAUGCACAGAAUGAUCCAGAGAACUGCUUGAGACCAAGACAUUAUUUUGGCAUUCUCUAAGGACCACAGCUCCACGUUGAGAAGCAGCAGUCUAGUUCGUGCUCAUCAGUCUGGAAAACUUCCUCCUCUGGUUGCUGCAGGAACACCUCCAUGGAAAUCCCAAAUUUCUGUAGCUGGGGCUUAGAGCUUAAAGACCAGUUUCACUUCAUAGCUCAGUAAAAACAGCAAAAAGAAAUUAAUGAACAGAGAAGUUUCCAUGUUUGGAAGAAGAAGAAACAUCAGGACAUAAUUUAAUGCCUUUAAAUCUUCUUUGAGAAGCUAUAGAAGUCUUAAACACAUGCAUUUGCAUUCCAGUUAGUAUUUGGACAGCUGUAGGUUUAGUUUCUAGUCAAAUGUUUAGCUUAACCAUUGGGAGAAGUCACUGACUUCUGAAGUGGCUAUUUGACAAUCAUUUAGAGCUUCACAGACGAUAGAUUUUUUUGGGUGCUAACAAAUUUUUGCAGUUUUUAUAAAUUACUUUUAUACGAGCUCAGCUUCGUAGAUAGGACAGUAUGUAUUAGACUGGGAGAUGGAAAGCAGUAUUUUAGUUUGGCUUCUUACAGUUUUGCAAACUGGGUAGUUUUAAUCCUGUCAUAUUCAGACUCCAGCUCAACAUGAGUUAUAAGGUUAAACUAAAAAUUUCUCCCAACUAAAUGAUACCACCUUCUGAAUGGUAGAAGUACUAUCCUGUGCCUUAUUACAGAUAUCUUGUUAGGUAGCAGCAGUAGUUCUCAAGUAAUUUGGUUCAAUAUGUUUGCUGAACCAUAUAUUUAAUGAAAACACAAAGCGAGCUUGACUUUUACACACCUUUAAACACAAAUCACCUUUUUUAAAAAUUGUUGAUUGCUACACAAGUUUAUAUAUUUUAUUUUAUAUCAAGAUUUUGAAGCACACAGGAUUGUUACGGUGCAACGUUAAUCUAAUAACAUAAAAUGAUACUGUAUAUUUCCAGUCAUACCCUUUGAGUUUCAAUACUUUUAAGAUCAUUCACUACCAAAAUAUUUCAUUUUUUGAUCAUAAGUUUAUGCUGACCAAAAUACAUUUUCUUCCUGUGCAGAAGAAAAAAAACAACAAGAUUUUAAAAAACUAUUUGUUGGUAUCUUUAAAAUAUGCUUGUAGUAUCUUUUGAUGAAAUAAGAUCAUUUCUAAUAACCCACUUUUUUGUAGAUGAUUGAAAGUAUAAAACCUGACACUUUGAAUGUGCAGGCAACUUUCUUUGUCAUAUUAUUGCCAAAGCAUAAAAAUUUAAGACUUGCUUACAUACUAUAACUCUAACAAUAGUUCAUUAAUUGGAAGAGAUCUCACUCUAAAAGAAAACUAUUUCUUUUAACGUCAGCCUUUCCAGGGAACACUUAACUUUUUUAUUAUUGUUAUUUUGUGUGAUUGUUUGCAGAAAACUAAUAAUAAUUUUUAAAGUUUAGAAAUUAAUGUCUAAGAUUUUAAGGUUAAUUAUUUUUUAUUGUUGUUAACAUCUCUAUUAAGACGUAUGGCUUUGCUGACAGUAAUUCUAAAUCCCCUCACUCCAGUAUUUAAUACUCUCGCUCUAUGCAAUGGGCCUACAAUAUUCUUUAGUUGGCUCUCUAAUGUUUUUCUUAAGUGCCUUUUUUCCAUAGUUACUGUGAUAAAUAAGGUGCCACAUCAGUAACCCAAUACCAGCCAGCCUAGGUCUAUGGAUUCUCUUACAAUUGUUCUCACUGUUGAUUUGGGUCCAAAACCGAUCAAGAUAAGGUGUCUUAGUAAAUUCCUUGUUUCAGUGAGUCUUAUUUACGUGUUCUCCUUAGGAGCAGAAAUAUAAUCUAUUUUCUUUAUUAGUCUGGGAAUCAGGGACAAGGUAAGAAUGAAAAAUGUCGAUGUUGGCUUUCAAAUGGUCUUCUUGUAAUAGUCAUCUGCUAUAAAUACCUCAGCCACAACCUGAAGUUCUCAUACCAGGCUGACAACAAAUGUUUAUCCUCAGAGGAUAAAUACGAGAUGCUCAGUGCCUCAUUUUAUGGUACUAAGAGAUUAAAGAGGCUGCCCAGAGCAACAGGAAAAUUAAUCAAAAUUAAAAAAAAUAUAUAUACACACACUCAAGCCUCUGUGCCUGGGUGCACGUGCACAAACACAUGCAAAUAUACGGGUUUGUAGAGCGUGUGCCAUUUUGACUGGGUCAGGGCCUUCAGGCAAAGGAAUGCAGGCACAAGAAGAUGUGGAUAAAAUGCUAUUCCUGUUGUAUCUGCAUGUCAGGCAGCGUUUCAGCCUGUCACUUGGCCUAAUAGAGAAGGACAUGCCUUAUGUAGGCAUCAUGACUCCAGGGACUUCUGAAAGAGUUCAUAAAUCAAGUUCUUACGCACAACCCCGGGAGGUCAAUGUCCCACGCAGAGCUUUUGGUACCAACCAGUACAAAUGGGACAAGAAUUUCUGAGUUGUGUUCAUCUCAGAUUUCCUCAAAAAACCCCUGCAUUUCGUGUCUAGUUAUCAAUGAGAAAAUACGAGAUCGGAUCUGCCGUUCUCUAGGACAGCAGCAUCAAGGCUGGGUUCCCAACCCAGAAGGGUACAGAGCCCUUGGGAUGUUUCCCCAAAGGAUUUUUCCCUCUUUUAAGUACCAGGCUGUACAUCCCUUCUUUUCCUCAGUACUAAUACUUUUCUGUAAGAGAUGCUAUGGUAGAUCAUUUUCCUUAACUGUAUUCCUGGCUUUAGGAAAGACAAACUCAGUCAAAUCCCUU
This is a messenger RNA of Calidris pugnax (ruff), 4514 nucleotides long. RefSeq names its product protease, serine 35 (gene PRSS35). Gene Ontology annotation, molecular function: serine-type endopeptidase activity. Lineage: Eukaryota; Metazoa; Chordata; Aves; Charadriiformes; Scolopacidae. The record is from RefSeq and is a predicted model, not a curated record. Gene Ontology annotation, biological process: proteolysis. The transcript has 2 exons. Bases 79 to 1323 code for a protein of 414 amino acids.